AUGCAGAUUCCAGUCAACUUAGCAGAGAGCAGCGGGCACUGCAGAUGGAAGGAUUAUAAGAGGACAGUAUUUUAUGUCUAUCUGCUGCUUACUUACUGUGAGCGUGCAAUGAUGCACUUCUCAGAGUUGGAGAUGAAAGAAAGAGAAAGUGGCCAUGCAACAACCAAAGACUCAGAGGUCUGCAAAUUUAGCCAAGCAGACUGGGAAAGCUCUAAAGGAAAUAAUGAAAAGAAGCCAAAGUCUGUCGUAUUAGAAGAUGCCAUUGCUGACCAGAAUGAUAGUGACAGAUGUGACUUUAAUAAUACAGGGAAUAAACUUGAUCGCUUUGAAACCCUAGAGGAAAACGAUCUUCAUCUUGAGAAAUGUUUCUUGGAGAGGCAGCCUCUAAAUGAAAGGACUGCAGAACUGCUGACCUCAGAUUAUCUCCCUAGUCCCACAUUGGGCGCCAAAUUUUCCAAUUAUCCAUUGAUGCCAACAAGACCAGUGCCAAGUUAUAUUCAGAGACCUGAUUAUGCUGAUCAUCCUUUAGGAAUGUCUGAAUCUGAACAGGCUCUCAAAGGUACUUCUCAAAUAAAAAUACUUUCCUCUGAAGAUUUAGAAGGCAUGCGGUUAGUGUGUAGGCUUGCGAGAGAAGUGUUGGAUGUUGCGGCGAUGAUAAUUAAACCAGGUGUAACUACUGAAGAAAUAGACCAUUCUGUCCAUUUAGCAUGCAUUUCAAGGAAUUGCUACCCUUCUCCACUGAAUUAUUAUAAUUUUCCUAAGUCAUGUUGUACUUCAGUGAAUGAAGUGAUCUGCCAUGGAAUUCCAGAUAGGAGACCCUUGCAAGAUGGUGAUAUUGUUAAUGUGGAUAUCACUAUUUAUCGAAAUGGUUAUCAUGGAGACCUGAAUGAGACAUUUUUUGUUGGAGAAGUGGAUGAGAGUGCAAGAAAACUGGUACAGACAACUUAUGAGUGUCUCAUGCAAGCAAUAGAUGCAGUGAAACCUGGAGUUCGAUAUAGAGAGCUGGGAAACAUUAUUCAGAAGCAUGCCCAAGCGAAUGGUUUCUCUGUUGUCCGGAGCUACUGUGGACAUGGAAUCCAUAAACUUUUCCAUACAGCCCCCAAUGUACCACAUUAUGCCAAAAAUAAAGCUGUUGGAGUGAUGAAGCCUGGUCAUGUAUUUACAAUUGAACCCAUGAUCUGUGAAGGUGGAUGGCAAGAUGAGACCUGGCCAGAUGGUUGGACAGCAGUGACAAGAGAUGGGAAACGAUCUGCUCAAUUUGAGCAUACCUUGCUAGUCACAGACACUGGCUGUGAAAUCUUAACCCGGCCACUGGAUAGUGUGGGUCCUCACUUCAUGUCCCAGUUUUAAGUUCUCCUAAGAUGACAUCUAAAUAAUAUCUUUUGACUGUGCUAUGCAUUUUCUUGAGAGUACAGGAUAGAGGAGGGUAUUUUAUCAUUUGUUUUGUUUUCAUGUCUAUAGCUAAAAGAAGAAUACAGCAUUGGGCGUGUGUACUUCAAGAACUUGUUGUGGGUCUGAAAAAGCCGUGAAGAAUAAAAAAUUUUUCUCUACUCCUUUCUUCUCUCCCAAUACCCUUCAUUCCCUGCUUCUCAUUUGUCUUUUAUUCAUCUUACCUUCAACAAGCUUAUAGUUACUUCUGUCACUGCUGUGACAGGCCACUCAGUGCCAUCUGUUUUCCAACUGAAUGUUGUUUGUAAAUGAGAAUUCUUGACACUUCAGCCAGAUUUUUUGCACCAGAUUUUUAAAAAAGAUACACCACACACAGACACACACGUGUAUGUAUAUGCAUGUAUGUAUAUAGACACAUGAACAUACAUAUAAAUAUGUGUGUGUGUUUUUAAAUUUCCAGAAACUCACAUGCUUGCUAAUACUUUGGACUGUGACUGACUUUGAUUCUGGUCUAAGGGUUAUGAGGGAAAGGAUGAUAUAAGAAAUAGGCCCAUUGUCUAUAUGAUACAUGAUGUAAUUUUCAAUUAGAUAAUUUUUUCUUCUUUCCCCCCAUUUUUCCUCAUGCUUUCCUCAGCUUCUGUUGUAACUGUGUUUGAGGAAACUUUCAAUCCAUGAGACUUAUUUCCAGCCUAGAGAUUCUUAAGACAUCCCAAUGAGGGCAACAAGUCUACUUAGGGAAGUGAUUAUCCUUUUCCCAGCUUAAGACAAAAUUCCAUUAAUAGUGGCUAACUCUGUUGGACCUAAUGGAGGAAUGCAAUAUACUGCUAUGGCAAACCUUCCUUAUAUUGAAAUUUAAACCAAAAAAGGAUUUAUAGAUGCCUGUCUCCUUUUUAUUUUAUUUCUUUUGCCUAUUUAGGGGGAUAGUCUUAGGGUACAGAUUGCCCUAGGAGAGAAGAUGUGAAAAGGCAGGUUUUUUACACAUAUCUAGCUUGUAUGAGGAAGAAAAAUAAAAUGCCUUUUGGAUGUCUGAUGUAAAAUUGAAUAGACCUAGUAUUAGUAUGAAACAAACGAUUGUAACCUACCAGGACAUUGAGAUUGCCCUUAGUAGUGGGGAGAAGCUUUCCCCCUAUCUCUGGUAAUGCCCUUCAAUUGGGAAACAUACCUUUUGGGUUAAAUAGGUUACCAAAUUGGAACCUUCAGCCUUGGGUAGGCAGUAAUAGUAACAAUAAUAAACUACCGUUGCUCCUUAAACUGUGAGAGUAAUCUCAGCUACCACUUUAGAUUUGAUAUCCUUCGAAAUUCUUGAGGUUAACCCCCAAUAAAUAAAGUUGAACAUAAAUAAAGCAAAACAUAAAAA
Messenger RNA from Antechinus flavipes (yellow-footed antechinus), 2746 nucleotides. RefSeq names its product methionine aminopeptidase 1-like. Gene Ontology annotation, biological process: proteolysis. The record is from RefSeq and is a predicted model, not a curated record. Bases 1 to 1350 code for a protein of 449 amino acids. Gene Ontology annotation, molecular function: metalloaminopeptidase activity. NCBI's taxonomy places the organism in Eukaryota, Metazoa, Chordata, Mammalia, Dasyuromorphia, Dasyuridae. The transcript is spliced from 2 exons.